CCUUUACUGUACAUCAGAGGAGCCAUGGGAGAUAUUUUGAGAUAACCAUUGUUCCGUCCCCUCAUUUGCCUCUUCUUUGGUCACAGAGAGAAUCUACAAGAUAAAUGGCAUUGGGGAAUUAUACCACAGUGACUGGCUUCAUCCUCCAGAGAAUAACAGAAAAUCCAAAGCUGCAAAUCAUCCUCUUCAUGGCAUUCUCCUUCAUCUAUUUCUGCACCCUGGUGGGGAAUCUAGGGAUGAUCAUGUUAAUCCAUGUUGAUCCCCGACUCCACACCUCCAUGUAUUUUUUCCUCAGCAGCUUGUCUCUCUUAGAUAUUGGCUACUCCUCUGUGAUUGCCCCAAAGACACUGGUCAUCUUUUCUACAGAGACUAAAGACAUUUCUUUUGCAGGGUGUGUGGUUCAGUUUUUCUUCCUCUCUCUUUGUGCCAACACCGAGCUUUGCCUCCUGGCAGUGAUGGCCUACGAUCGCUUUGUAGCCAUCUGCAAACCAUUGCUUUAUCAUGUAGUUAUGUCCAGGAGAGUCUGCAUCCAGUUGGUGGUGGGCUCUUAUCUCUAUGCUUUUGCCAAUGCAAUCACCCACACUAGUUCUUUGUUUUCUCUGUCCUUCUGCCACUUCAAUGUCCUUGAUCAUUUCUUCUGUGACAUCCCUCCUCUCCAAAAGAUCUCAUGCUCCAACACUCGCAUCGAUGAGCUGGUGCAUUUCACCUUUGCAGCUAUAGCAACCAUUGUAACCAUUGUGAUCAUCCUUGUCUCCUACACAUAUAUCAUCUUUGCCAUCCUGAGGAUCUGCUCUUCUAAGGGCAGGCGCAAAGCCUUCAACACCUGCGCCUCCCACCUGACGGUCGUUGCUCUGCUGUAUGGGACUCUCUUCUUUAUGUAUCUGCGCCCCAGCUCCAGUAACUCAGCAGAUCAGGAUAAAGUGGUGGCUGUGUUCUAUACCCUGGUGAUCCCCAUGCUGAACCCCCUGAUCUACAGCCUGAGGAACAAGGAGGUGAAGGACGCCUUGAGGAGAACAAUAUAUCAGAAAAUUAUUCCUCGCUGUAUGUAAAUAUGGGGACUUUUUUACUGAUCAGUAUUGGAGCACAAGCAUGAGCUAGUUCUAAGUCAUUAAGUCAACAUGCAGAAAUAUCCUUCAUUAUUUGAUGUACAGGAGAAGACAAUAAAGAAAUGGAAACUUGAGCCAGAUAAUGCAGGAAGGUGUAAUUUCACUUGAUAACAAUGUCCAGUAACAGUGUUACAGCUUUUCCAUUAUGCAUUGUUAUGUGAUGUCUGCAAGAAUAAGUAUCUUCCUCAUUUGUUUCAUUUGCUACCAAACUGUGUCAGCUAGUGUAUCAAGAGACACAAAGAGAUGAUAUCAAGAAUGUAAUUUUUUUGGUUUAUCACCUCAGUACCCACAUCCCACACCAACCAUCACUUUACAAGGAAAUAAAGUACAGUGUAUAUGUGGAGGUAUAUUUGUAGAUAGACUGACAGAUUGAUGGUUAUGCACAGGGCUGGAUGGGUAGCUAGACAGAUCGAUGUGUGGAUAGACAGACAGACAAACAUCAUUGUGUACACACACAUGCAAGAGGAAGGAUGACCCAUUGGCCAACCUAAGACUAAUGAGGUCUGAGUUCAAGUUCCUGCCAUGUGACCUUGAUUAGGUCACUGAGAACCAGUUUUUCAAUGUGGGUUAGGGGCCUAAAUUCCUUUAAGAAUCUUGGUCGCAGGGCUUGUCUACACAUGAAAUGCUAUGGAGGCACCUCUGUAUUCCUGAAGUUCUACAGUGUAAGCACUACCUAUGCUUAUGGGAGGGGUUUUCCGUUGGUGCAGAUAAUCAGUCUCCCCGCGAGGCGAUAGCUAGGUCAACAGAAGAAUUCUUCCUUGACCAAGCACUGUCUACACUGGGGGUUGGGUCGGUACAGCUACAUCCCUCAGGGGAGUGGAUUUUUCUAAUUAAAAUUCCUAGUGUAGAACAGGCCUUAGGGACGUGCUCUUAUUCCCAUUUUACAGCUGGGGAAGUCAGGCCCAGAGAGACUAUCUCACAGGGGAGUAAGUACAUUGAAGAUUGUGAGAUGUGCGGCUACUGAAGGAGCAAUAAGAGUAGAUAAGAUCACGUAUUACACCAAAGUAGCCACCUAGCUGUAUACUUACCGGUCUACAUUUGAAAAGUGAGUACUGAUUUUGGAUGCUUCCAUUUUUCAGUUCCCAACCUGAGACCACUUCCCGGGACUGGGUUAUCAGACAGCACUGAGCACCUGCCCUCUAAAACCUUUCUAAGAGGUCUCAGCUUGGGCACCCAAAAAUUGAAACACCCAAUACUAUAGCAGAAUGAGAACUCAGCUAUAGUUAAGACCAGCUUUCUGUUUAAAACUUGACUGUUCUAAGUGCUCUAAAAGCUACACCACAGUUACUCAGAUUGCCUCACAAUUUGGUGUGCCUCAUGGGGGUAUGGGGCUCUGCUACAAACCCAAAUUUGGGGCCAUUUGAUCACAGAGUUCCAGAGAUACCCUAGCCCCAAAGAGCUUUUCUUAAACUUAACAGAUUCUAUACUUCUCCUUACCCAACAUUAAAUCUACAGACUGCUCUUGUCUCCUGCCUCACUAUUGACAAUACCCAUGACAAGAAAAACCCGCUGCCCUGCUACUGACAUAACCUACUCAAUUUGGUAUUGAAAUGAUGUAGCCUUAAGGGACACAUGCACCUGUCAGGGAUGGUCCAGAUAAUACUUGGUCCUGCCUCAGUGAAGGGGACUGGACUAGAUGAACUAUUGAGGUCCUAUCCAGUGCUAUAUUUUUAUGAUUUAUAUCAGGAGUUCUCAACCUUUCCAGACUACUGGACCCCUUUCCAGGGGUGGAUUUGGUCUCAUGUACACCCAAGUUUCAUGUCACUUAAAAACUACUUGCUUACAAAAUCAGACAUAAAAAUACAAGUGUCGCAACACACUACUACUGAAAAAUUGCUUACUUUCUCCUUUUUAAUCAUAUAAUUAUAAAAUAGAUUGCACCCCUCCCAUUGAGAAACACCGAUAUAGUACAGAGAGCAGUAUAAAGAAGCCAUUGUCUGUAUAUAAUUUUAGUUUGUACUGACUUCGUUAGCACUUCUCAUGUAAUCUGUUGUAAGACUAGGCCAAUAUCUAGAUGAGUUGAUGUACCCCCAGGGCUGCGCGUACCCUGGUUGAGAACCAUUGAUUGAUAUGACUCCUUUCCUUCGAUCACACACACUGGAGGACUGAGAUCCAUGUCUUGUCAUAUCUCAGUCACAGCUCUAGGAUGCUUCUCAGACGAAUCCCCAGAUCUCCACAUAUCACAAUCACAGCACUUCCAAGCUGCUCCAACUUAUUCCUCUGCCAUUCCGUACAUCUACCAUACAGUACAGUCAAUGCAGCUGGAGUGCAAGCAAAUCAUUCCCAGUGGUUAUUACCAGCUCCAGUGGGCAGAGUUACGGUUGUGUGGGCAUUUCCCUGAACUUUGUAUUUCCUGGUAUUCACAAGUUUGAGUUUUGCUGAAUUCAACAUUCUGGAAUGGCACGAGCCAUCAUCGGGCAACCAGAACUCUGUGUUAAUGUAGGGUUUCUUCUGGCCAUUUAUUCACU
Trachemys scripta elegans is the source of this 3574-nucleotide messenger RNA. RefSeq names its product olfactory receptor 1009-like. The record is from RefSeq and is a predicted model, not a curated record. Gene Ontology annotation, biological process: G protein-coupled receptor signaling pathway; sensory perception of smell. Gene Ontology annotation, cellular component: membrane. The transcript has a single exon. Lineage: Eukaryota; Metazoa; Chordata; Testudines; Emydidae. Gene Ontology annotation, molecular function: olfactory receptor activity; odorant binding; G protein-coupled receptor activity. The coding region runs from base 105 to 1049 and encodes 314 amino acids.